UCGGAGAUCCAGCCUCCUCCAACCUCCUCGCGAACAAACCCCGAAUCCAAAUCCUCGCACUCCAUUCCAUUCCACCCUCAGAUCACGAGCAGCAGAGCAGGGGAGACCGGAUCGGAGAUGAUGCACGGCGCGGGAUCGUCGGACGCGGCGGCGGCGGCGUCGCUGGAGCUGCAGGAGUCCGGGUGGGAGGAGCUGCGGCGGGAGGCGCGGAAGCUGGAGGGCGACCUGGACGUGAAGCUCUCCUCCUACGCGCGCCUCGCCGCGCGCUCCUCCUCCUCCUCCCCCACCGCCGACCGCUCCUCCUGGAAGUCCACGGAGCUCGAGAUCCAGGCGCUGCUCGACAAGCUGCAGGACGUCAACGACGCCAUGAGCCGCUGCGCCGCGCCCGCCGCCCCCUCCAAUGCCUCCGUCUCCCAGAAGCUCGCGCGCCACCGCGACAUCCUGCACGAGUUCACGCAGGAGUUCAGGAGGACGCGGGGGAACCUGAGCUCCAUGAGGGAGCACGCGGAUCUCCUCAGCUCCGUGCGCGGCGACAUCACCGAGUCCAAGGCUACCGGCGGCAUGUCGCCCAGGGUGCAUUUGCUCCGGGAGAGGGCUUCGAUUCAUGGCAGCAUCAACCAGAUCGAUGAGGUAAUUGGCCAAGCUCAAAGCACAAGAUCAGCCCUAUCCAACCAGAGGGCCCUGUUUGGAGAUGUUCAGGGAAAAGUCAAGCAGCUUGGUGAAAAAUUCCCUGUUGUCCGAGGCCUUCUUGGCGCCAUCAAGAGGAAGAAAUCAAAGGACACAAUCAUUCUUUCAGCAGUAAUCGCAGCCUGCACCAUGUUUUUGAUCAUUUAUUGGCUCUCGAAAUGAUGAGAACAUUGCUGGAAAUUGCGGCGGCGGCUUUCCCUCUCGGCACAGGCGACAACAAAUGGCAUAGACUAGGGAACGUGAGAUUCCAUAGUCAUCAGCUUCCAGCUAGCUUCCCCUGACGUAUCUUAUUCCUGGAGAUCUCUGUAGAGCAAUUUAGCUUGGUGGAUUGCCUGAGAGGCCACACCGGUUGAGUAUAUAUGAUGGUGCCCUUCUGAUACUUUAUCUUACAAUACAACUUGUUUGGACUUGGCCUCUUCUGGGGUGCUGUAAUUUUCUCUAUUAUUGCGGGAACUGAUCACAGGGACAGUGAACUGGUUGAGUAAAUAUGGUGACACUCGACUGAUACAUCAUCUUACA
Lolium rigidum is the source of this 1206-nucleotide messenger RNA. Its product is annotated as Golgi SNAP receptor complex member 1-2-like. Gene Ontology annotation, molecular function: SNAP receptor activity. The coding region runs from base 118 to 849 and encodes 243 amino acids. NCBI's taxonomy places the organism in Eukaryota, Viridiplantae, Streptophyta, Magnoliopsida, Poales, Poaceae. The transcript is spliced from 5 exons. Gene Ontology annotation, biological process: vesicle fusion; endoplasmic reticulum to Golgi vesicle-mediated transport. Gene Ontology annotation, cellular component: Golgi medial cisterna; Golgi membrane; cis-Golgi network. The record is from RefSeq and is a predicted model, not a curated record.